Molecule: messenger RNA, 1324 nt
Organism: Capsella rubella
Lineage: Eukaryota; Viridiplantae; Streptophyta; Magnoliopsida; Brassicales; Brassicaceae
Product: palmitoyl-protein thioesterase 1
Exons: 7
Coding region: 248-1198 (316 amino acids)
Cellular component (GO): intracellular membrane-bounded organelle
Molecular function (GO): thiolester hydrolase activity
Source: RefSeq, a predicted model, not a curated record
AGAAAGAGAGAGAGUUUAAUGCAACGAAUCAUCAUCACCGUCUAUUUCUAUUCUUACUAAUCCAUCACCGUCCAUUUCAUUACUGUGUUGGUGUAGAAACGAAUCAUCACCGUCUACUUCUUUCUUACUUGGCCGCAACUUCCAACCACACCACACUCUUUCUAUUAUUUCCUUUAUAUAUUCAUUCCUAUCUCAAAAGUUCUUGGAGACUACUUAUAAACCUUAAAGAAGUAAAAAACACAAAAACAUGGAAUCUCAGCUCUUUGUUCAUGUCUCUUGUGUUGCCGUGGCGGUUGCAUUCUUAGGCUUGGUUCAUGUCUCUGUCUCAGUUCCCUUCAUAAUGCUUCAUGGAAUCUCAGCUCAAUGUUCUAAUGCUAGAGAUGCUAACUUCACACAUCUUCUCACUAACCUCUCUGGCUCUCCUGGCUUUUGCUUAGAAAUUGGGAAUGGAGUAGGCGAUUCAUGGUUAAUGCCACUCACACGGCAAGCGGAAAUAGCGUGUGAGAAGGUGAAGCAAAUGAAAGAGUUGAGUCAAGGUUACAACAUUGUUGCAAGAUCUCAGGGGAACCUAGUGGCUCGAGGUUUGAUCGAGUUCUGCGAUGGUGGACCUCCGGUUUACAACUAUAUAUCCUUAGCUGGUCCUCAUGCUGGCAUCUCCUCUGUUCCUAUGUGUGGUUCUGGUUUAUUCUGUAAGUUAGCAGAUGACCUAAUCAAGGGAGAUAUCUAUAGCGACUUCAUUCAAGAUCACCUUGCUCCAAGUGGUUACCUCAAAAUCCCUACUGAUAUGACAAAGUACCUGGAAAGCUCAAAGUAUCUACCUAAGCUUAACAAUGAGAUACCAAACCAAAGAAACUCAACUUACAAAGACCGUUUCACCAGUUUACAUAACCUGGUUCUUGUCAAGUUCCAGGACGAUAAGGUUAUUGUUCCAAAAGAUUCAUCUUGGUUCGGGUUUUAUCCGGAUGGCGAAUUCGAACCUCUUCUCUCUGCUCAACAGACAAAGCUAUAUACAGAGGAUUGGAUCGGUCUGAAAACAUUGGAUGUUGCUGGGAAAGUGAAGUUUGUGAGUGUAGCUGGUGAACACAUCAGAAUGGCAAACGAAGAUGUCGUCAAAUACGUUGUACCGUAUCUCCAGAACCAACCGUCGUCUCCCAUACAAAGACUCAACCGCAAGACCAAAGAGCCCUUGCAUCCUUAAAUGAGCAAAUACCUAAAUUUUUAUAGUUAUUUAUGCAAUGUCUAAAAAGCUUAGUGAUGCAUGAUUUUGUAGAACAAGAAUCCUUAUUCUUAUAUAAAUACAUACAUACCUAUCUGAAUUAUUAUA